Molecule: messenger RNA, 1341 nt
Organism: Odontomachus brunneus
Lineage: Eukaryota; Metazoa; Arthropoda; Insecta; Hymenoptera; Formicidae
Product: protein FAM177A1
Exons: 3
Coding region: 233-829 (198 amino acids)
Source: RefSeq, a predicted model, not a curated record
AAUACACCGAAACAUUGCAUUUGCGCAUCAUGCGAUGGAUUCAUCAAUGAAUUAAAAAACUCGACCAAACUGAAAAAGAGACGCGGGAAACUUUGAAACUCUAAAAGCAGCGUUGCGGAACUUCGUACGUCAUCUUCAAGAUAUCGAUUGACCUGCAGCAAACCACCAAUGGAAUCUCAAUUGAGACCCUCGACCGUUAUAUUACGUCGUCCAUUGUAAAUCGUAUCUGUAAAUGAAUCAGCUGAAUAGCACACAGACGAAAGGCGUAUGUUUACUGAACGCAUUAUCGAGAACUGUCAAGAGUCAGAGGCGCAGUUUAGCGAAAAAAUUUCUCGGUUAUCGCAAGAUACUACCAAUAAUGACGCUGGAAAGAGAUGAAGCUUCUGAUUUGAGCGAAGUAAUCCUGCAGGAAUGCUCCGAUGUAGAUACACAGGUCAAUAUGGAUAAAAAACCAAAGAGGAUACUACAUUUUUCUGAUGGUGUAAUGGAAGAAUAUUCCUCAGAAGAUGAGAUUGACAUGCCAAAGAGCAAUAAAACAAUGUCCCAGAUAGAUCCUAAAACUAUGAAAUGGUUACCAUGGGCAUGGUAUCAGACCACAUGGUUGAGUUCAAAAAUGUUGGAUGGUUGUGAUUAUGUUGGUGAAUUUCUGGCUAAUUUCCUUGGAAUAACAGCACCCAAAUAUCAAUUUGAGAUCAAUGAGUUUUAUAGACUGCAAGCACUUGAAAAGGAAAUGCUUCACAAACAAGAUUUAGAGCUGGGGGGAUGGAGUGAACAAAAAAGAAAUAACCUCAUAGAUAGUGAUAAUAUAUUAUCUAUGGAACAUAAUUGACAUAUUUUUAUAAAUGUAUAUUAAUUCAUUGCAUAAACUUUUUAUGCCAGAAUGCAUUUAAAGCACUAUAAUCUGGUAAAAAGGAUAGAUUGAUCAAUUGCAAUGCUAUUGUGCUAAUACUAUCUCAGGAUUAACUAGCAAUUGUGCAAGUGCAAUCAAUAGGUGCUCAAACAAUUCUAAUUGAUAUUUUUCUAUCGCUUUUAAAUAGUGAAAUCUAUUUUGAGUAAUUAGCAUUGAGAUAUAAGAUAAAUGUACAUAUGUUCGUUGUAAAGUAUAUACACAUAAAAAAAAUGUCAGUAUUAUUUAUUACAAAAUAACUUAAUUGUUAUUGCAUCGAUAUUGUUUAUUGCAUGUGAAUAAUGUAUGUUUAUGAUAUAAGAUAGUAUAUAAUUGUAUCAAAUUUGUUAGUAUUAUGGAAAAAAAUAUAUAUUACCUUAUUAUGUGUAAAAAAACUCUGGCCUCUGUUUUUGCACCCGCACAUAUUCGUGCGGAAAUAAAUGGUAUAAUCGUAA